Messenger RNA from Capsella rubella, 1012 nucleotides. RefSeq names its product probable prolyl 4-hydroxylase 6. Gene Ontology annotation, molecular function: iron ion binding; L-ascorbic acid binding; procollagen-proline 4-dioxygenase activity. Gene Ontology annotation, biological process: peptidyl-proline hydroxylation to 4-hydroxy-L-proline. The record is from RefSeq and is a predicted model, not a curated record. The transcript is spliced from 7 exons. The coding region runs from base 1 to 897 and encodes 298 amino acids. Gene Ontology annotation, cellular component: endoplasmic reticulum. NCBI's taxonomy places the organism in Eukaryota, Viridiplantae, Streptophyta, Magnoliopsida, Brassicales, Brassicaceae.
AUGGAUUCUUUAAAUUUUCUCGUAUUAUACUUUUGUCUUCUCUUAGUUUCUUCUCAAAUUACAUCUUCCUCUGUGAUUAAGAUGAAAACAAGUGCUUCUUCUUUUGGUUUUGAUCCAACUCGUGUCACUCAACUCUCUUGGACUCCUAGGGCUUUUCUAUACAAGAGAUUUCUUUCGGAUGAGGAAUGUGAUCAUUUGAUUAACUUGGCAAAAGGAAAGCUUGUGAAGUCUAUGGUAGUGACUGAUGAUGAUACGGGUGAAAGUGUUGAAAGUGAAGAACGCACAAGUUCUGGAAUGUUUCUUUUCAAAAGACAAGAUGAUAUAGUAGCUAAUGUCGAGGCUAGACUUGCUGCAUGGACAUUUCUUCCCGAGGAAAAUGGUGAAUCCAUACAAGUAUUGCACUAUGAGAAUGGUCAAAAAUAUGAACCGCAUUUCGACUUCUAUUACGAUACAAAAACUCUAAAGAACGGUGGUCAUCGGGUCGCCACGGUACUGAUGUACUUGUCCAAUGUCACAAAAGGUGGAGAGACAGUUUUUCCUAUGUGGAAGGGUAAACUACCUCAGUUGAAAGACGAUAGCUGGUCGGAAUGCGCAAAACAAGGUUAUGCAGUGAAACCAAAGAAAGGGGAUGCAUUGUUGUUCUUUGAUCUUCAUCCAAAUGCAACCACGGAUGAAACCAGCUUACAUGGAAGUUGUCCGGUGAUUGAAGGAGAGAAGUGGUCAGCAACUAAAUGGAUUCAUGUUAGGUCAUAUGGUAAGAGACAAAUUGGGUGUGUGGACAUGAAUGAGAGCUGUGAAGAAUGGGCCAAGGAAGGGGAAUGCGAGAAGAAUCCAAAUUACAUGGUGGGUUCAGAUACUAACCUUGGAUAUUGUAGAAAGAGUUGCAAAGCUUGCUAGAUAUUAAGAACACCAAUUUGGGGUAGAAGGAAAUUAUAGUCUCAUCCUUGUUAAUUUUUAGUGUUCAAUUAUGUUCCUUAUGGUUCAUAUAAUUAGACAAAAACUUGAUCAUGAA